GAUAAAAAGAGCAGCUUUAGCCUCUACGACCCUCUAGUCCCCGGCUAGUUGUCAAUAGACAUACAUCAAUAAAAUACAUUAAAACAAUCUAUAUUUUUCCCUUUUAUAGCUAGAACAAAAUUAAAAACACUGAUCUGAUGAAGGCAAAACUUCAAGAACUUCUUAAAUCUCCAAAGUCUUACCUACAGCAUUUUGAAAUGCAUGGCUCUGUGGAUUUGGGGCAGGAAAUAUGACUUUCUCCACAACAUGACAGCUGAAGCAGUGCCCGCCGCUCUACUGGAAAGUGAGAUGAGAGACUUUGAAGACGCGGGACUGUUGCUCAACUCGCCAUACUUCUCAGUGCUGAGAAAAGAGAGAAACACCGAACUCAUCAUUUCCCUGGAUUUCAGCGAUGGUGAUCCUUUCACGACAGUGAAGGACGCUGCCAAGAUGUGCAAGGAACGAAACAUCCCUUUCCCUGAGGUCAUCAUUCCCGACGGACACUCAGAGAAACCGGAGGACUUCUACGUGUUCAAAGGCAAAAACGUUCCAACCGUGAUUCACAUCCCUCUCUUUAAUGUGGUCAACUGUGGAGAUACAAUUGAGGACUGGAGGAAGAGAUAUGGCACGUUUCAAGGUGCUUACAGCGCUGAGAUGAUCACUGACCUUAUAGAGGUCGCUGGAAAAAACAUCUCCAACAAUAAAGCAAAAGUGGUGGAAGAGAUUAAUGCGAUCGUCGGGCAAAAUACAUCCAGGCGCUAACACGAUCAAAUUUAACACGCAACUCAAUACACAACUUAUAACAAUCUAAAUACCGACUAAAUUGAACUACAUAGAUGAUUUAACAAAUUUAUUUUUCUCUCUUUAAUAAUCACUUAAAAUUUAUAGGCAUUAACAAGUUUGUUUGCCCAUAAAAUCUUUAAGAUAUUCUCUAAGAUAUUAGGAUAAACUUAUUUGGCUUGCUGUCCACUGGAGAGGGGCUCGAUGAAGCCGCUUUAACUCGAGCUCGGAUAGACGCCCCCAGUGGCGAAAUGUAGGACCCGAUUAAAAGGGCGAGGGACCUAAGGUGAAGGUGGAGUUUGGGGAGGUGAGGGAUUCUGGGACAGCUGAUGCUAGGGGGAGGUAAGCGGCUGCUUAUAUAAUCAGGCUGUUCAUUGAAAGAUUAGAUUGGCUCACUUAUGUUUAGGAACUUCAUUUAUUACUUUUUCUGCUAAAUGUGAUUUGUGUGCCAUUAUAAGAUAAUCAGAGGUUGGUAAAGUUUGUGCUUCAUUUCUGUUUAAUGUCGAACAUAUUUCUGCAUGUUUCAAUCUGUUUCUUCACGAUUGACCUUUAUUACCAGCUGAUCAUUAAUAAGAAAAUCAGCAAAAUAUCGUAUUAGCUACUUUGACAAAUAUUGUAUUCUUGUCAGUAAUUGUUUCUGUUCCAAUAUAUUAAUAAAGUGCAUAA
Messenger RNA from Pimephales promelas (fathead minnow), 1425 nucleotides. NCBI's taxonomy places the organism in Eukaryota, Metazoa, Chordata, Actinopteri, Cypriniformes, Leuciscidae. The record is from RefSeq and is a predicted model, not a curated record.